Annulohypoxylon maeteangense is the source of this 1198-nucleotide messenger RNA. RefSeq names its product SEN34 subunit of tRNA-splicing endonuclease. The coding region runs from base 105 to 1127 and encodes 340 amino acids. Gene Ontology annotation, biological process: tRNA-type intron splice site recognition and cleavage; tRNA splicing, via endonucleolytic cleavage and ligation. The transcript has 2 exons. NCBI's taxonomy places the organism in Eukaryota, Fungi, Ascomycota, Sordariomycetes, Xylariales, Hypoxylaceae. The record is from RefSeq and is a predicted model, not a curated record. Gene Ontology annotation, molecular function: nucleic acid binding; tRNA-intron lyase activity. Gene Ontology annotation, cellular component: tRNA-intron endonuclease complex.
AAUCCCCAAAACUUUUUCUUUAAUUUCUUAGAGCUUGAGAAAUUUGAACCUUCUUCCAACCUCGAGCAAAAGUAGCAGACAGGUACUGCAAUUCUGUCGUAGAGAUGGCCUCCUCCGCGGGCGAUCGCCCUCCCGUGCGCAUAUCUAAGGUCGCGGGGAGGUAUCUGCUCUUCGAUAUAGAUGAUAUCAUGCACCUGCGGCGUAGCCACAACAUCUGCUCCGUGUUCGUCGGCACGAUCCCGCAGAACCCGCAACAGAACAUAUUCAUGGGUCUACCUGUCGAACUUAUGCCCGAGGAGGCCCAGGUGCUCGUCGAUAAGAAGGUGGGAUACGUCGUAGACGACGCCGCCUUCCACCCGGCCCGCCUCUCCACCCUCGACGACGACGCGCGGAAGCGCUACCUCCAAUCCGUCAAGGCCGAGGGCAGGAAAGCGCAGCUGGCGGCUGCGGAGCUGAAGGAGAGCUCCAGGCCAAAAAUCAUUAACAAGAAAAAAGGCAAAUCCAAGACCCCAGAAGCCGAAGUAUCGAGUGAAGAAAGUGCUUUAGAAAGAAGCCGUGAAGUAGAAGACCAAUCUGAAACCACACUCUUCGCCCUACCAUCCCCCAUCUCACUUACAUCCACACCCGCACCCCCCAAAGCAGUAGAAGGAACAUCAGAAUACUCCAUAACACCCACAACCAGCACCCUCCUCUCCUCCCUCACCUCCCCCCCAUCCCCUCCCCCCUCAAUCUCCGUCCCUUCCUCAUACCCACUCUACGCACACCUACAAGACCGGGGGUACUUCAUGAUGCCCGGCCUACGCUUCGGGUGCGACUACAACGUGUACCCAGGCGACCCGUUGCGUUUCCACAGCCACUUCCAAGCGACUUCCCACAACUGGGACGACGAGAUCGCCGUUCUGGAUAUCGUGGCUGGUGGACGGCUGGGCACGAAUGUGAAGAAGGGGUAUCUUAUCGGGGGGUCUGUAGGGGGUAGCGAUGAGGAUGGAGAUAAGGGGUUGAGUGGAGUAGGGGAAGAUGGGGAAGGGAAGGUUGGUGUGAAGAGUGUAGAUGGGAGUUGGAAUGCAAAUCCGAAUCCCAAUGCGCCUGAAGUACGGGCUUUUACUAUAGAGUGGGCUGCUAUGUAGAUGGGGAUGAAUACAUGCAAAGUUUUCGUGCUUAUGAAGCUAUUCACUAUUGCAACUAUUGCUGUGAUUAU